AGGUUAAUGUUGUUUAGUUCAUUUGAUAUUACCUAUAGUCAAAUUAUAUAUAAAAGUUACUCCUAAGAGUUUGUAAAUAAGAAACGCUUUUUUUAUUUGGCUUGAAUAUUUUAUAAUUGUAUUUACUAGUUUACUGAUGUUAUAUAGUCGAUGAGUAUACAAUAAGUUAAUUAGCAUUCAAGAUAUAAUAUUUAAUAUGGCAGUUAAUAUAGACGAUAGUGAGACAAAAAAUGUUAUAACAGAGGCCUUAGAUAGGCAUAACUUCUACAGAAAAAAACAUAACGUGCCUCCUUUAAAAAUCAAUUCAAAGUUGAACGACAUUAGUCAAAAUUGGGCUGAUGAACUGGCUAAAAGAGACGUAGCGUCACAUCGCCCAAAUAAUGCCUAUGGUGAGAAUAUUUACACCAUUAAAUCAACAGAACAAGUGACCGAAUUGGGCACUAAAGCAGUAAACAGCUGGUAUAAUGAAAUAAAAUUUUUUGAUUUUCAAGGAUCUAACAAUGACAUGGCUGCUUGCACAAAAUCUUUUCACUUCACUCAACUUAUUUGGAAGGACAGUAGUGAGCUUGGCGUUGGUGCAUCCAAAAGUUCUAAAUCCGGUAAAUUAUACGUAGUGUGUAAUUAUGACCCGCACGGAAAUAUUAGAUCACAAUUUAAAGAUCAAGUAUUGCAAGCAUCUGGUUAGUCCAAGAUCAGAGUAACAACCAAAUCAAUAUUAUAUACACACAAAAUUGUUAUAUAUUUAAAUCGAUGAUUGUCUUUGAGAUAAAAAAAAAAUAACACGUACAAAAAUAUUGUUUGAA
Molecule: messenger RNA, 803 nt
Organism: Metopolophium dirhodum (rose-grain aphid)
Lineage: Eukaryota; Metazoa; Arthropoda; Insecta; Hemiptera; Aphididae
Product: Golgi-associated plant pathogenesis-related protein 1-like
Exons: 4
Coding region: 197-685 (162 amino acids)
Cellular component (GO): extracellular region
Source: RefSeq, a predicted model, not a curated record